Microthlaspi erraticum is the source of this 315-nucleotide messenger RNA. The record is from the annotation of a GenBank genome assembly. Lineage: Eukaryota; Viridiplantae; Streptophyta; Magnoliopsida; Brassicales; Brassicaceae.
AUGUCAGAGGAUGGAGCGGCGUGGAUGCCUGCGGUUGGUAACGUAGCCACCAUCAUGUGCUUUGCGAUAUGCUUAAUACUUCCCGGUUACACUAGCGAUAUCAACGUACUUGGCGUUAUUCUCUUGAUACACUGUAUGGGAAGAAGUUUGGUACGAUGGAAACACAGGUACGUGUGGAGUUACACCAGUAAACACACAGACGCGUCGCCGAUGCUGACGGCGCCACUUUGCUUUGCAGCAGUGGUGAUAACCGACGUGUUUCAGGCUCGGCUUCUGGGAGUUUUUGGGAUUGUGUACUCUGCGGCUCAGGAUUAG